UCUACGUCUCCAAACACACGGGCCUUUUUCAAAUUUCAAGCCAUGGUUGGUCGCGUGACGAUACUUUUAGUUUGCUCAGUUACCCUUGCAACGUAUGCAGCAGCUUCUGGCGUCACCAAAAAUAACAGAGAGACAAUAUAUCUCACUGAUAAGGAUAUUGUACCUAAGGAUGAGUUGGGACCCUUACUCAAAGAAGCCAAAAAAGAGUACAGAUUCAUCGGGGACCUGGUAAUUGGAGAGCGUCAUGCAGAUGAGACAAUAUUUCGUCGUUCAAUCGAGGCUGCAAAUCCCACCGAUCAGGUCUACAGUUCAGCAGUUACGAUCAACGUGGAGAGAGGAACAAUUCACUAUCUAAGUGUCACUAAUGAAAAGAACAGCUACGUCGUGGUCUGUGACGAGCCAUACAGUCUGGGAACAUCGAGGACCAGUUUCAACCUGAGAGUUCCGCCCAACACCAAGUCUCAGCUGUGGCUCCUCGUGGCUGCUCAUUAAUGCUCAAGUUUGUUGAAUACGCCGUUAGAACACCAUUCACAAGCACAAAAAUCUCGCUCAAUUGAAUUGCUCGACGACUGGCGGUAAAUUAUUUUCAUGCGAACAACUUUUAGUACGUUCAGGUGUGAGGAGUAUAAUAGCAUGUACGAAUAAACAUUAUUCAUUGAUAUGCGUUGGUUUUCAUUUUUUUAUUUUUUUUUUAUUUUUUCAUCUAUUCACCUCAUUUUAGAUGAUAAUAGCUUGACUUUAUUAAAAACAAAAAAUACCUAUGUACUCGCUACCGUAAAAUUACA
Molecule: messenger RNA, 785 nt
Organism: Copidosoma floridanum
Lineage: Eukaryota; Metazoa; Arthropoda; Insecta; Hymenoptera; Encyrtidae
Source: RefSeq, a predicted model, not a curated record